CAAUUUGACUGAAAUAGUGAAGUGUGUUUGAAUGAGGAAAUCAGUCCACCACAGUGUACAGCCAUGUUGCUGUAGUGUUAGUAGAGAGGGACUAAAACAAGUGCUAAAAUGGAAGUGGAACAACAAUGGGAUGCAAGGGAACAAGUCUUUCAUGAUGCAGUUAGAGAAUAUUUGAUUGACUUUCUGUUUUUUACCAUAUUGUACCUGUCAUCGUAUGCAGUGAUAUGUCGAUACAAGCGACGAACUGAUAGAGAGGAUUUGUACUCUGCUGAUGCAGAGGAUGCUAUGGUUUACAGCAUUGCUCUAUGGCUCUGUACCUUUACAAUGGCUGUAUCAGUUGGGACUGUUCUACUACUCCCUCUCUCUAUCAUCAGUAAUGAAGUUCUCCUAUGGAACCCUAAGAGCUUCUACAUCCAGUGGCUGAAUGGCUCUCUUAUUCAUGGUCUAUGGAACUUGAUCUUCCUGUUUUCCAAUUUGUGUCUUUUUGUGCUUCUGCCAUUUGCAUACUUUUUCACGGAAUCUGAGGGAUUUCCAGGCUCUAAAAAGGGCAUCAGAGGACGUGUGUAUGAGACAUUCAUGGUGUUACUAAUGCUGAGUAUUUUAGUCUUUGGUCUCGUAUGGGUGUUUAGUGCAUUACUGGAUGAUACAGACUCCAGCAGGGAAACAUUACAGAGAGUGUCAACAUCAUAUAUUCCAUAUCUGUAUUCAUGCAUGGCACUGUUGGGAGUUCUCAUGUUACUCAUUUCAACACCUUUAGGCUUUGCCCGAUUAUUCUCUGUUAUUGGAAAACUGGUUGUGAAACCACAAUUCAUGGAAAACAUUGAUGAGGAGUUUCACACAGCGAAGUUUGAGGAAGAAGAUAUUCUAAGAAAAAUACAAGUGGACCAAGAAUUAGCUAAUGGUCAUCUAUCACAGCUGCGAGAGCGUCUCUCGGAUGUGACUCGCGAGCGUAAGAUCCUGGAGCGGAGGCGGAGAGCUUCCUUCUUCCAGCGUAUCGUUGGUUAUCCACUGGUCUGGAUUCUGCUCUUCCUCCUCACUGUUCUCUCUCUGUGCAUGGUGGGAUGGAAUGUGGUGAGAUUACUCUUUGGGAUUGGAGCCUUGCCAGUCAACAUCACGGAGGCUGGCCUAGGGAAGGUGUCACUCUCGAGGUUGGGUGCUUUUGGUGCAUUGCUUGAAGUCUGUCUAAUUUUUUACCUAAUGCUUGCCUCUAUGGUUGGUCUGUAUGCAAUGCCCGUCUUCAGAAGACUGGUUCCUAAGAGGAGAGAUACACCCAUGACUAAACUCAUUGCUAACUGCCUUGUAGUACUCAUCUUGAGCUCAGCACUGCCAGUCUUAUCCAAAAUGCUCGGAAUCACAAAUUUUGACCUACUUGGUGAGUAUGGCAGAUUAAACUCACUCCACAAUUUUUACAUGGUGUUGGCCUACAACGCAACGUUUGGCGUAGCGACUUCGUCUUGCCUCGUCAACAAGUUCACAGCAUCGGUACGGAAUUACAUCGUAAACAACGUGCGAGUCUAUGUCUACAAGAUGCGCAGGACAACAAAACUGAGGCCGGCAUGGAACGCGGUUAAUGUCGUUGCAACGGCAAAUGGGACUGCGACAGGGAGCAAGAAUGACUGAAUAAAAAAAAAACUUCAGAUAUCCAUCCUGUGUACAUCCGUUCUACAGUACAUACUUCUUGCAAGUAUAUCAAGACCAGCUUGCAGAGGUCAGAGGUUAUAGGUCAAGACUGUGUAGACCGCUUAACGGGUGUUGCGCCAGCCACCGUAGAGACUGUGCUUCAUGAAGGAUCACCAUUCACCCUGCAUGUAGCAGCAAGUGAUGUUCAUUCAAAGGCUGAAAACAGAAAAAGACUGUCACAACCAUAGCUGCAUCUGUCUGUGUUUUGGUUUGAUUGUGUUAUUAUCUUCAAUGUGUGUGAUUUUGAUGAAGUUUGUGAUCAUUAUUUUUGCCAAAGGUAUGUCUUUAUCGAUUUGAUUUGAUUAGGAUAGGUGCUGUGGACAUAAUACAGCUAUACAGAUUUGUACUUCCUGUUGACAUGUUUAGUUCAAUUCAAUAAGUUAACAUUGAUAACCUAUGUCAGAAAAUUACUUUAAAAUAUAAGAUUUAAUGAUGAAUGGUAUGCAUUUUACAGUUUUACAAUUUUACCAUUUCACUAUUGUUUAAUUUGUCACAUUAAUAUUUGUGUUCCUAUUAUUGUUAAACAAGGAAUUGACAAUGUCACGGCUUCUUUAUUGUCCAGUGUAUCUGCAUCUAAUCUAUAUUUACACACAUAGUUUGAUUAGUUUAUGCAUUUGGUCAUAAUUUUAAUGGAGGACUUUUCAGCUUGAAUAGGGGUCAAGUAUAUAAUUUUAAAUUUAAAAGAAACUGCACAAUCAAAAGAAAAAGGGGAUGAGUCCAGAAUUUGACUGGCUAAGUAUCAGCCCUAUCUUGCCAUUAUAAUUUGUCCUAAAGACUAUAUUAUCAAUAGUGAUGUGGAAAGGUGGAAGGUAUUGGAAUGAAAAUCAAAUAUUCAUUGUUCAAAAUUUGUUUCUGGGAAGGGCCAGUUCUGAUAUUUAGAUGAUAUUUUGUGGUACAGAUGUAGCAUUCAGUCAGUGCUCGUACUUUUACAAAAUUCAGUUUUUUU
This is a messenger RNA of Strongylocentrotus purpuratus (purple sea urchin), 2626 nucleotides long. RefSeq names its product protein LMBR1L. Gene Ontology annotation, biological process: signal transduction. The transcript is spliced from 11 exons. NCBI's taxonomy places the organism in Eukaryota, Metazoa, Echinodermata, Echinoidea, Camarodonta, Strongylocentrotidae. The coding region runs from base 109 to 1620 and encodes 503 amino acids. The record is from RefSeq and is a predicted model, not a curated record. Gene Ontology annotation, molecular function: transmembrane signaling receptor activity.